CCUGUUGCAACAGGAGUAUAAUAGGUGUUAUAUUCGUCUCAGAUUAAGCUAUAAAGGCCGCCGGCGACGUGGAAAAAGCCCCCGAGAUUGUCAGUGUUCUUCGCAAUGUGGACGAUUGCUCUGUUGCUGUGUAUGGUGGGGCUAAGCCAUACCCAUCACUGCCUCCUCUCCCCGCCCCAGAGGACACCACUGGUGGGAAUCAACAAAAUGAUGGCACCAGCUUGCUACCAGAACACGGCUCCAUGUGGGAACACCACGGCGUCCACCCCAAACCUCGAAGUCAGGGCUGGUGGCAUUACUCGGGUCGUCUUUGAGAAAAACAUGGCGCAUUUCAACAAAGAUAAUCCGGGGUAUUACACCAUUAGUAUUGGUAAGGAGGAUGGCUCGCUGACUGAACUGAAGAGAUUCACGGAUCCCGGGGACCCCGCCAUAUUCAUCUACUCCGUGGACGUGACAAUACCGGCCACGCUAGAUGCCUCUCAGAAUUAUAUACUUCAGGUAAAGCACACGAAGAACACAGGAACGGGGUCGCCAUAUUUGUACCAGUGUGCUGAUAUCGGAGUGUUUGGUGGAUCAUCGGUCCAGCCUAUCGGAAAGUAGGACAACACAGCUAUGAUGGCUGGAAGUGUACCAUGUAUAUGCGCGAAUGC
Liolophura sinensis is the source of this 650-nucleotide messenger RNA. RefSeq lists its product as uncharacterized. Bases 106 to 600 code for a protein of 164 amino acids. The transcript has 6 exons. The record is from RefSeq and is a predicted model, not a curated record. NCBI's taxonomy places the organism in Eukaryota, Metazoa, Mollusca, Polyplacophora, Chitonida, Chitonidae.